AUGCUCAUUUUCUGGGAUUUCGCAAUUAUUGAACAUCUUGCAUUUAUUCUCUUCUUCCUUCUUCCCACCCUCAUUUUUGUCUCAUGCGCUCAGAGAGUUUCGUCUACCAGAGAAAGAAGUAGUCGUCGUUGUCGUGACGAUUCGGUGUCGACGUCCCAAAAACAGAAUGGAUCACAAGUGGAAGUUCAGACCGAGAAGGAAAUGGCGGUAAAACGCAGUGAAAUGAGUCAGAAGAGUCGGAGAGGGGAUACAAUGGAUUCAAUUCGAAUCAUGCGUGGCCGAAAACCAAACCGGAAACCACGCGACCCAAAGGAAAUGAAACCAGAACGAUCCGAUUCCCAACACACUGAAAUCAUCAAUGUACCACUUGGAAAAGCGGCAAAAGAACAUUCGUCCCCAUCAAAACUCACCGAAGACGGUCAAAAGAAAGAAGCUGAGCAAGGGAAAACAGUAUCCGGCGGAAAAAGAGUCCAAUUCGCGGAGAAUCUUAUAAAAUCUUCGAAAACUCAAACAGCACCACCGCCCAUGGCAGCAACACCGAUUCCAGAAAAAUCGGAAGUAUCGAAAAAAUCGAAAAAGUCAAUAAAAGAAGUACUUUCCAGGAAGAGUAAGAAGGGAAAAAUGGCUAAAAAGAAAAGAUAA
Caenorhabditis briggsae is the source of this 642-nucleotide messenger RNA. NCBI's taxonomy places the organism in Eukaryota, Metazoa, Nematoda, Chromadorea, Rhabditida, Rhabditidae. Bases 1 to 642 code for a protein of 213 amino acids. The record is from RefSeq and is a predicted model, not a curated record. The transcript is spliced from 5 exons.